AUGAAUCUGCCUACUUUGGAAAGAGCCACCUUUGCAAGCCACCCUGCGCGUAUUCACGCAGAGCAAGAAGAGGAUAGGGUUGACAUAAUAGCUGUACAUAGCCAAGAAAUAGCUGUUAAAACUGAAAACGCUUUGGUGAUGAGCAGGCGAUCUCAGAAACAGCCUUGGGUCAAAAAACAGAAAAGUUUAUCUUCCAUCAAAACCGGUAAAGCUUCUCUGCAACUUCUACCUCUAAUCAAUCAAGUUGACUUUUAUUUGGCUUAUACGAAGAUCAAAUUGAUUGCAAAAUCCAGAAGAUCUAUGUCCUCUAUAACUACUGACAAGAGAAGGAAUCUUGCAGCGCGUUAUGGCACGUGGGAACGAGUUUCAUGGGUAACCUUUGAUAACUUCCCUACACUUGGUAGAAGACCUUCACAGUUUGUGUCAGUGUUGCCAAAUGACUUGGUCAUUUGGCCUUUGAGGAACUCAUGCAACACUAUAUUCGCGAUGCCUCUCUUGGAUCUGAAUACCUUAUUAGAUGAAGUAAAGGACGUUCAUGCUCGUGGAAAUGCUGACGUGGUUGAGAAUUCCGUGCCAGGCUAA
Ambispora gerdemannii is the source of this 582-nucleotide messenger RNA. The record is from the annotation of a GenBank genome assembly. NCBI's taxonomy places the organism in Eukaryota, Fungi, Glomeromycota, Glomeromycetes, Archaeosporales, Ambisporaceae.